AACAGAAAAAGAUAUUUUUUAUGGCCGUGAAUCAAUUUUAUGUGUGUUAUUUAUGUACUUUCUGGCUUCUGGGGAGAGCGAUGUGAAGAGUCUGGCGGGGUUGGCUUUCGAUGCCGUUAAACGGGUGCUCCAGCGGCCUUCUGGUGACGGCGCUGGUGACGCUGUUGCUCCUACCAGCACAGUAUUAUGUUCCAGAUUUUGGCUCGAAGGAGCUAACGAUAGCACCAGUGCCGAUAACUCGGCAGUUGGUGUCACCGGAGUUUUAUAAUUGGUUCUCGCUAGACUUCCCACCGCUUGAUAUAUUUUUUACAGUGUUACUUAUUCUAUUGGCGGUUAUAACACAUUUAUUUGAUUGGAUACAAAGAAAACUAAUGGAAAGACGGAUUUUAAAGUUAAACAUAUACUUAAAAGAUUGCAUAGAGCGACUUCGCGUGUGGGACGCUCGGCAGGAGCAGGUGGAGGCGACGCUGCGCACGGUGCAGAACGCCACGUCGGAGUACAACCUGCUGCUCUACCUGAUGCUGCGCCACCGCCGCCUCGGGCCCGCCAAGCCCUCGCACUGCUUCUUCGAUAAGGACCUCGACGACAUCAAUUAUAUAACGAAUCCUACAAUCGAAGUCUAGACUUAGUGUUUGUGAUGAGAUUUUGUUUAAUAAAUGUCUAUUGUAGCUUA
This is a messenger RNA of Zerene cesonia (dogface butterfly), 673 nucleotides long. RefSeq lists its product as uncharacterized. The coding region runs from base 111 to 623 and encodes 170 amino acids. Lineage: Eukaryota; Metazoa; Arthropoda; Insecta; Lepidoptera; Pieridae. The record is from RefSeq and is a predicted model, not a curated record. The transcript is spliced from 2 exons.